Messenger RNA from Peronospora farinosa, 1611 nucleotides. The record is from the annotation of a GenBank genome assembly. NCBI's taxonomy places the organism in Eukaryota, Oomycota, Peronosporomycetes, Peronosporales, Peronosporaceae.
AUGGUGCUGACAGGGGCGAGGCUUUUAUGCAUCAAUUACGACCGCUUAAGUGAGUUGUCGCACGUGUGGGAGGCUAUGGAUCAGUACCUUGAUUAUUCAAGCGGAUGGACACUGGAGCGUGCAGCAGCAAAGGGCAUGAAGUAUCUGGUGCAGCAUCUAGCGCUGAAAGCCUCUGCAACGCCGCAAGACGAUACCAAUUUGCUCGUCAUGGAUUUUGCGGCUUGCAAUGGCCAUCUGGACAUCCUUACGUGGCUACACAACACGACGCAGCUGGACGGCUGCUCAACGCGUGCGAUGGAUGAUGCGGCCAAGAACGGCUAUCUCUCGAUUGUCCAGUGGUUGCACGAGAAUCGGAGUGAAGGGUGCACUACCAAGGCUAUGGACUACGCUGCUAGCAGCGGCCACCUGUUGACUGUGCAAUGGCUAGACGAAAACCGCUCGGAGGGCUGUACUACUCGCGCGAUGGAUUUAGCGGCGCAGAAUGGACAGCUACAUGUUCUACAGUGGUUGAACGACAACCGCUCGGAGGGAUGCACGUCUAGUGCUGUAAACUACGCAGCUACGGAGGGUCACUUUCACAUUUUACGCUGGCUGUGCGAGGUCCACAAGGAAAAGUGCUCGUUCAGCGCUAUGGUCAACGCUGCACGAGGUGGACAUCUGUACUUACUUGAGUACCUGAGCGGGCAUUUCCCCAAACUGUUCGAGAGCGUCGGCUCCAUGAUGAUGCACGCCGCCAUUGCAAACGGCCAAGCAGCGGUUCUAUCGUGGCUCGUUGACGUGCUCCCGGUCAAGUCGCUUAAGUGCGAAGAGGCUGCAGGAUCAUGGAUGGACGUUGCGUCCGAGUACGGCCAGGUAAGCAUCCUUAAGUGGUUUCACGACCACGCGACUGCAUUGACAAUGAGCGUUGACGGGCACUUUCCUGCUUGCACCGUGGCAGCUAUUGAGAAGGCAGCUAGAAACGGACACAGCGACGUACUUGUGUACCUGUACGAGAAUGACUUGGUGAACCUAACUGUUGAGUCUGAUGCUAUGAACGCGCUGGUUGCUGCAGUCGAAGGCGGCCACCGUAGCUGCGUCGAGUGGCUUAUGAUACACUUCCGCAAGCUGUACGAGCAAAGCUCGUCCUCGUCAAUGACUGCAAUGAAUGCUGCUGCUGUCUCCGGUCACGUGGACAUCCUUCAGCUUUUACGAGAUGAUUUGACAACAAAAGAUUGGCAGACUAGCGCCAAGGCCAUCAAUGAGGCGGCUCGCCGCGGCUAUGUGGACGUCUUGCGCUGGCUGCAUUUCGAUCGCUGCAAAGAGGAGACGGCGAUGAACGAAUCAUUUAGAAGCCAGGAGGAAUCGGAGCUGAUUGACUUGCGUUGGACGCCUAUGGCACUAGAGCUAGCGGCCACAAAUGGACAUCUUCCAGCGGUCCAAUGGCUCACUGAGUAUCACCGAGACGUUUGCAGCAGCUUUGAGGCAUUCAAUGCGGCUUCGUACAUGGAUCAUUUAGAGAUAGCCCAGUUCCUGUAUAGAGACAUUCGAAGCUCGUGUGCUGUGGAACAGGCGCUGGAGCACGCAGAAGAAGGAGGUGCUGAAGACACACUUGCUUGGCUUCAAGGUCUUUAG